Molecule: messenger RNA, 1719 nt
Organism: [Torrubiella] hemipterigena
Lineage: Eukaryota; Fungi; Ascomycota; Sordariomycetes; Hypocreales; Clavicipitaceae
Source: the annotation of a GenBank genome assembly
AUGCAUCUUAUAGCGACUCCUGCUGCCAUCUUGUGUUUGCUGCUCGGCGCACAUGCAAGCCCAUUGGCACAACCCCUUGGUGCACCAACCACUUUUGCCAAUGCGCAAUUGCCAUCGCAAUGGAAACAGGGUGGAACUGUUGCGUCAGACACGUCUAUCAAAAUGUCUAUUGGUCUGAAGCAAGGAGACAUGGCAGGCCUCCAAGCCAAACUCCUCGAUGUCUCCAACCCCAGCAGCCGCAACUACGGCAAGUGGCUGUCCAAGGAUGAGCUUAACAGCUACACCAAGCCUUCUGAGCAAACAUUACAGCUUGUGAAGCAGUGGCUAUUUAGCCAUGGCUUACACGAUGCUGACAUCUCCCAAACAACCCCUGAUUGGAUCGAGCUCACCAUUCCUGUUGGAAAGGCCGAGGAAAUGCUCAAUGCACAGUACUCAUACUUUACCGACAAGAGCGACAAGACGGCCAUUGGCACUCUUAACUACUCGCUCCCCAGCUUGCUUCAUCAACAUAUUGAUGUCAUUCAGCCCACUACGGCCUUCCACUCCACUCAGAACAAGGCACCUAAGGGUGCGCCUUCAACAUUCACAAGCAGCGCCGAUGCCUGCGCCAAUGGCGUCACCGCAGCCUGCAUCACCAGCGCUUACAAUGUUGACUAUGUUGGAAGUGGAAAGAGCAGUCUUGCAGUCACGGGCAUGAUUGGCUUUUCCGCUAGCCACAGUGAUGCCAAAACGUACCUGUCUGAAUACUUCCCCAAGGGCAAGGGAACGGACUUUAAGGACAAGGCUAUUGGCCCCAACGUGCAUCCCAAUGACCCGAGCAACCCCGUUCUGGAGGGCAACCUUGAUACCCAGAUUGCUCUAUCCGUCGGAUACCCGGACCCGGUCACUUAUCUUGCUGUCGGCCCCAACGACAACAACAUGCAGUUUGGUGACGAACUCAUUGCGCUUGGCCAGUAUCUCAACUCUGCUGACCAGCCCCCGCUGUCCAUCUCUUCUUCGUACUUGGGCAAUGAGCCGGAAUUCGACUCAGACUACAAGACGAGAAUCUGCAACGAGUUUAUGAAGGCUGGCUCACGCGGCAUUUCUGUCUUCUUCUGCUCCGGUGACUACGGCGUCAAUGGUCUUGACUACGAAAACUACUGCAGCAACGGAUUCACUCCUGCUUUUCCUGCCUCCUGCCCGUGGGUGACUGCGGUUGGAUCCACGGAAUUUGCCAACGGCGGCGAGAAGUCGGCCGAGUUCUACUACAUCAAGAAUGGAACAAGUGGUGGUGGUUUCUCCUGGUUCUAUGAUGCUCCGAACUACCAGACAAACGACACACAAGCUUACGUCAAGAGCUUAUCUGGAAAGUUCAAGGGACAGUAUGCUCCUGGUGGCCGAGGUAUCCCGGAUGUUUCCCUUGUUGGUAAGAAUUACAAGAUUAUUCUCAACAACCAGCACUACACGGCUGAGGGCACGUCUGCGUCUAGUCCUGCGUGGGCGUCUCUGAUUUCCCAGAUCAACGAUUACCGCCAGAGCAUUGGCAAGUCGUCGCUUGGGUUCAUCAACCCCGCGCUGUACCAAAACAAGGCGGUUCGCGCAGCGCUGCGAGAUGUAACAGCCGGUGCCAACAAGGGUUGUGGAGGUGAUGCGUUCCCAGCAAAGGCUGGUUGGGAUGCUGCUACUGGUCUUGGUUCGAUGGACUUCGCCGCGCUUCGUAAGGCUUUGGGCGCCCUCUAG